Molecule: messenger RNA, 1686 nt
Organism: Dentiscutata erythropus
Lineage: Eukaryota; Fungi; Glomeromycota; Glomeromycetes; Diversisporales; Gigasporaceae
Source: the annotation of a GenBank genome assembly
AUGAUAAAACAAAAAACAACACAAAAGAAAGUAAUAACAAAAAAACCAAAACCAGUAAAACUUAAAGAGAAUAAUACAACAAUAUUAGUAAAAAAGAACUGUAAUAACACUUGUUGGUACUGUUAUACUAAAGAACCAGGAGUUUGUAAUUCUAGUUGCACUUGCUGUUUUCAAUCAACAAAUCAAAAUUAUUUUACAGUUGAAUGUGGUAUUAAAACUUACAAAAAAGAACAAACACAAUAUAAUUCAUUUAUUAAUCGCAGAAGAAAUAGAGCAAAUAUAGAUACACCUGCUGUGAUUUCUGAUGGAUAUAAUACUCUUUUAUUCUGGCCACAACAAUAUUAUCUUAGUCAACUAUUAUUUAAAGAUAUACUAUUUAACAAUAAUACCUGCACGAAACAUAUAUUAGAUUUUUAUCAAAUAUUUAAAUUAACAAUUUUUGGUCAUGUUAACGAUAGUAUUCAAUCAUUGACUGUUGAAGAAGGAAAUGUAAAAAAUAAAUACGUUUUCCCUCUAGCAGAAGGACAAGGCGAACAGGACACAAAUGAUGUAUAUAUAAUUAAUCUAAUUAGAAAAUCAUUUAGAGUUAGAUUAUUAAUACUUAAGCAAGAUAAUACUUGUCAAUUAACUCAAGAUGAAGGUAUUGGACAAAAUGCUAGCUUACUAUCAUCAGCAGUAUUUGAAAACUUGAGCAAUCUCAUUGAUAGUUGUUGCAUUGAAAAAAAUUGGUGUAUUACAGCUUUUAAUAAUGAUAAUACAAAUAAUAGACCAACAUUAAUUCAAAUUAAUACUGGAUUGUUGUUAACCGACACAGAUAAACCAACACAACCUACACCUACUCGACCUUUUGAAGAUAGUAAUACACCUACUCCAACUACAACUAUUUUAACACCAACAACAACAAAUUUAUCAACAACUACAACUAUUACUACACCAACACCAACUAUUACUACACUAACACCAACUAUUACUAUACCAACACCAACUAUUACUACACCAACACCUACAAUCUCUUUACCAACAACAACUACAACUAUUACUUUUCCAAAACCAUAUACUAAUAUUGAUAUUACAACAACAAAAACAACAAAAACUACUACUGUUCUACAAACAAUACUAAAACCAGUUUCAAAAACAACUACAACUAUUAAUACAACUACAACAAUUCCUAAACCAGAACAAUUUAAUAAUUUAAUUAGUUGUUCUAUUCGUAAAGAUGAAUUUAAAGAAUCAGAAAUAAAAACUCAUUUAAAAAAUCAUAUUAAAAAUUAUUUACCUAAAGAUACUAUAUGUGAUAAAUUAAACUUAAAGAAACAAUCAACAGUAUAUAAUAAAAUGAGAGAAAUUAUCAAUAAACUUACAGAUAUUCAAGUAAAGGAUUUAGUAGAUAAAAUACAAAAACUCAUUGAACAAUAUGAUUUUCUAAUUUAUCCAUUUUCUUUUAUAAAUUUUAUUUAUAAUUAUUGUAUUUAUUCUCUAUUAAUAAAAAUAAUGUCAUCUUCCACGAUAUCAAAUAAAAUAAAUGAAAUAACUAAUGAAAACAAUGAUCUUAAAAAUGAAAAUAAUAAUCUUAAAAAUGAUAUUGAAGGAUUAAGUGAAGAAAAUAAUAAUUUUAAAAAUAAUAUUGAAGACUUACAAAGAAGAUUAUUAGAAUAUCAAAACUAUAAAAAAAUUCUAGCUCAUUAG